AAGCGCUGGAGUGAGUGUGAGUGUGUGUGUGUGAGUGUGUGAUGGUGUGAUGGUGGGAGCGGGGGGUCUGCGCUCCAGGACAGCGCUGCUCCCCGUGCAGUGACCAUGCUGAUAACGCUGUGCUACGUCUACCUGUGGGUCCGCUUCCAGAAGUGCUACACGGCGGUGAUCCGCAGCGCGCUGAGGCGGCUGAGCGCGAGCCGGAGCGGAGUGGCUUUCUGCGCCCUGCGCGAGCACAGCAGCCCCGCAGCCUUCCUCACGCGGGGCAACAAGGCCAUUUACAUCACCGAGCCGCAGGCGUGUGAUGACCUCAGCAAGUGGACGUUGCUUUUGGGGUCCUCUCUGAUUAGUGGUCCAAGAGUUGAGAAUAUUGCCUUUAUUAUAGAGGCUACAGCAGGACAGAGAGCGGACCAAUCACCUCAAAGAGUGAAUAAGAAAGGGCUGAAGUGGUCAGAUUAUUGCCUUCCUCUGGCCUGCAGUCCAGGGCAGCCCUACAGGGCAGUGGCUGAAGCCAGCCUCGACAACUUCAGCACUCUGGGAGUGGCUUUUCUGGAAGAUCGUCUGCAGAUGGAAAAUGGCCUCAUACCGGAAAAAAUAGUUUCAGUGUUACUCAGGGAAUCUGCACUGAAAGAACUCUUUGAAAAGCAGCAGUCGGACAAGGAUAAACAGCUUGAGUCACUCCCCGCCAGCGUGCCACAAGAGAUUGUUUUAUCCGCCGCUUCUCCGUGUGAGCAGGGGCCUGUGGAUGUGCUGCAGGUCCGCAGGAAAAGUAGCCUUCGUUUGUCAGCCGUGCGCCGUGACUCGGACGCAUCCAGUGGCGGCAGUGAGCGCAGACCUUUACGCGACCAGCAGGUGGAGUCAGAGCACACAGCAGAGCACCACCACAUGGAGGGCCACCACCUGCACCUGUCCAGCUGCCAUGAGUGCCUGGAGCUGGAGAACAGCACCAUCCUGUCGGUCAAAUACGCCUCAGUGGAGAACAUUCCCGACCUGCCAGAUGACUAUGAGUGCACGGGCGUGGACGAUGAGGAGGAAGCAGGCGAGAGCUUUUCGCCCUACUUCUCAGGCCAGAGCCAGCGAGUGAACACCAGCGGAAAACCUCCAAACGUGCUGGUGUUCACGGGAGGCUGCGAGGAACGUUACGAGCGCGUCCGCUCUCUGCUGACUGAGUGCAUCGACAUGGACAGCUACACUGUCUACCCUCUGCAGCCACAGCAGGCGUUGGGUGAGCCGUGGCUGGAAAGUGCCCUGCUGCUGGUGCUGGCCACUGACCAGCCGCUCACGCCCCAGCUGCAGCUGCGCUUCCUGGCCUACCUGAGCCAGGGUGGAAAGGUCCUGGGCCUGUCAAGUACUCUGUGCCCCGCCGGACUCCGACUGAAGCCCAGAGAGGCACAGAGGGGCAGCGUCUGCAGACUGAACUUCACCAAAGCGGACAGUACGGAGGUACAGCUGAGCGUGCUGGCCAGCGGGAGCGUAUAUGAGCGCGAGCCUCAUGAGGGCAGCAGCGCACAGGUGGAGCUGUGGGGGGAGCUGAGCACCGAGAGGAAGGAGGAGGAGGAGAAGGACAUGGUCAUCGUCAGAGUGACCCAUGGAGAGGACAGUGGGGAAGCCGUUCUGUGUCAGGUGCGUUUGGAGACGGCUCCGGAUGCUGAGCAGGUGCAGAGUUCUGCUGGUUUCUCUGAGCUAAAGAUGAGUAAUGCGAGACGAUAUGAGGUCCUGACGGAGAUCCUCACCUCUCUGGGCCUGAGCUGUGAGCUGAGCCAGAUGCCUCCACCCAGCCCCGUCUACCUGCUCUCCACCCAGCCGGAUCUGAAGAGUGCGUUCGUGCGCUGGUUGCGGGGGCAGGUGGAUGGAGAGGGUGUGCUGCACUCUCUGAAGACCAGCCUGAGAGUGGUGUGGGGCAGAGAAGAGCCAGCUGAGCUGGCUGAUGGAGAGCUGGCUCUGCACACUGAGGCUCCAGAGUUGCUCUCUGAACAUUUCAGCAUGCAGAUGUACAGCCAGCACCUGCAGAGCCAGCGACUGGGCCGCACCCUGCUGUACGCUGACGUCACGCCAACCACCAUGGACCUGCUGGAAGGAUUGAUGUUGAAGUUGCCAGAGGACAUGGGGUUAAUUGCCGUAGCAGCUCGGCAGACUAAGGGAAAAGGGCGUGGGGGAAAUGCAUGGUUGAGUCCGCUGGGCUGUGCCAUGUUCACGCUGCAUCUCCAGGUGGACAUCAGCUCACGACUUGGACAGAGAAUCCCCUUCCUACAACACCUUGCUGCUCUUGCUAUGGUGGAGGCUGUACGCACACUGCCUGGAUACGAGGACAUUGACCUGAGAGUGAAAUGGCCCAAUGAUAUUUACUACGGUAACCUGAUGAAGCUCGGAGGAGUGCUAGUCAACUCGACUGUAAUGGGAUCCACCUUCCAUCUCCUCAUUGGUUGUGGAUUAAAUGUGAGCAACAGUAACCCCACCAUCUGCAUAAAUGACCUGGUGGUGCAACAGAACUGGGAGCGGGGUGGCAGUCUGAAGCCCCUGAGCUCGGCUCAGCUCAUCGCUCGCUCGGUCACUCUGCUGGAGCAGCUCAUCUCCCAGUUCCAGCAGCAGGGGCCUCAGGCUGUACUGCCCCUCUACUACAAGAGAUGGGUACACGGUGGCACGCAGGUGCGCUUGUGGAGUGAGGAUGGUCCAGAGGCUGAAGUUGUCGGGCUGGAUGAUCAUGGCUUCCUGCAAGUGCGCUCUCGCGAGCAGGGUCUCGUCUCAGUCCAGCCGGACGGAAACUCUUUUGACAUGCUGAGGAACCUCAUCGUCACCAAGCACAACUAGACUCUCGACAUGAAGAUGACAGCACAGACUUAGCGCAGCUACAUCCGAUGUCAUAUCAAAACCUCAUAACUACUUUUUUGGUUAUUUGUUUUUCAUUUUUCCACCACUUGAAAAGACCAGCUGCCCUUUACAUUGAGUGACCGUUUCAUGACGAAUGCACCAGUAAAAAUGGUCCAACAUCACUUUGCAUAUAAUCUGAUACAAUUACUGUACAUUAAUAAUGCUAGUAAUGUAAGUUUUCUUUGCUUUUCCUGUCUAGUUACCAUUUUUUGGAGAUACAAGGUUUUGUUAUGACUGUGAUGAUAUACAGGGAACAUUUAAACACUUAAGAAGAUCAGGAAAGUUACAGAGAUCUUCUCUGAGAACUCAACAGUUGGUUCUGCCCUGCAUUUAACAGUUAUGUCUAGAUUUUGCUUUCCAAAACUCAGCUUAUUUCUUUGUUUUGUUUAAUGAAAGGACUUUUGAUUGAGUCCUGGGCUUUCUAAGAACUUUGUAGCACCUUUUUUGCAGACUUCUGAAAGAUUUGUAGCCUACAGUUGCUCAAGAUGUGCUUUGCUUUCUGCCUUUGGGGAAUUUCACAGUGUUGAGAUUAAUUGAUGGUGAAUUCAGAUUUUGUUUGAGAGAUUAGGAAUGGAUUAUAGUUAAGCUUAUGCUGUUGGAUUUGUUUAUAAGCUUUUAUGUUGUCAUUUUUGUUUAGCAAAUCUCACUUCUUACAUACUUGAACUUGGAUUUAAGGAAUUUCUAUUACAUUAUCGCUUAACAUGCACAUACGUCUAGUAAACUUGCGUAGUGGGUGGGCUGAUCUGUUGACAGAUUUGUGCAGAGAAUAAGAUCAUCCUGAGUUCAGCACUUAACACAUUUUUUUGCUUUGCUUUAAUUCCUUAGGCUACAAAUAUGACAUUUGACUGAAUAACCACUUAUGUUCAUCAUAAAAAGUACAGCUUUUUAAAAACAAUUUGCAAGACUGUCUAUACCAGCAUGCUGCAAUACAUGGUGAUCCGAAAGUGCAUGUUUGCUCUGAAAAACUUGCAAAAGCAUACGAAGUCCGCCUCCAUUUAGUCGUGCUUGUUGCUGCAGACAUCCUACUUUGACAAAAAAUAGAGCAGCAAUAAAGAACUACUCAUAAUGAUGGUUCUACUGGACAGACUUAGAAUUUAUUUGGGACCUUUAUUUUAUAAUAUGUCUGUAAAUGUUUCUGUAAGGUUGCAGCAGAGCACAUAAGUAAUGUAAGUCUUGUUAUACUGUGUCCUAAUACAGGGUUUUUUAAAGUAUCAAAAACAAUAGACUACAGUGUUUUACUUUAAGCCUUAUAUUUAAUCUGUAAAGUGUCGAUAGUUUGUGAUUAUUCGACUGCAGUUUGUAACUUCACACGAGCAUGCGUACCCUUUAUAGAUCUGAACUGAGGCUAUAGUUGGUGUGUCUGCAUUAACGAUUAUUUUUUCAAGGUGAUUUAUAUAUUUUGGUUCUCACAUCAGCAUAAAAACAUAAGAAAUGACUUCAUAUUUUGUAAUAAUUAACAGUUUGUAUACAGAUGUUAAUUAUUUAUUCUCUAUGUCGUCCCAGUGUUACAUAGAGUGGCUUUAAAUUCAAAUAAAAAAGUACUGACUGAAUCUUCCCUUGUA
Molecule: messenger RNA, 4430 nt
Organism: Colossoma macropomum (tambaqui)
Lineage: Eukaryota; Metazoa; Chordata; Actinopteri; Characiformes; Serrasalmidae
Gene: hlcs
Product: holocarboxylase synthetase (biotin-(proprionyl-CoA-carboxylase (ATP-hydrolysing)) ligase)
Exons: 12
Coding region: 106-2808 (900 amino acids)
Biological process (GO): protein modification process
Cellular component (GO): cytoplasm
Molecular function (GO): biotin--[biotin carboxyl-carrier protein] ligase activity
Source: RefSeq, a predicted model, not a curated record